Orycteropus afer afer is the source of this 825-nucleotide messenger RNA. RefSeq lists its product as uncharacterized. NCBI's taxonomy places the organism in Eukaryota, Metazoa, Chordata, Mammalia, Tubulidentata, Orycteropodidae. The record is from RefSeq and is a predicted model, not a curated record.
AUGCGGUCCUUGGACCUGGCUUCUCAGCAAUUACUUCUCCGAAAUCAGAUAGUGACUGACCCAGACAACUUAAUGGAGGAUGCCGCUUGGGCCAAGCACUGUGAUCAGAAUUUAGUGGUCUCUGAUCCUCCCAGGGAAGAGGGAACCAGCAUUCUGAAAACAAAAAGGACUCAGGCAGCAAAUCAUCAGCCUAUCUUGAAAACAGUUAAGGAAUCAGAUGAGGAUUGUCAGCUGAGACUCAGUGACCGGAUACGAGAAGCCAGUGACCUUGAGGACUCCUGGGAUGAAUCCUCGGGUGCAGGGUGCUCUCAAGGGACCCCCAGCUACAGCAGCUCCCACAACCUUUUCAGAGGAGCAGUUGCUCCCUGUCAGAGCAGCACUAUCAGCAGACUGGGUGUGUCCAGUGAGCCCAGUCCCUGCACCAGCACCAGCCGAAACACUCCUGGUGUAGCCUCCACACAGCGGCCUCAAGUCUCCUCUUCCAGAGUUCGUUUUGUUUCUGGUGGAGAUAGGCCUUUGACCAGUGAGCCACCUCCAAGGUGGGCAAGGCGAAGAAGGCGUUCAGUGGCCAGGACUAUUGCUGCUGAACUGGCAGAAAACAGGAGAUUGGCUCGAGAACUUUCAAAGCGUGAGGAGGAAAAAUUGGACAGGCUGAUUGCUAUUGGUGAGGAGGCCAGUGCUCAGCAAGACACUGCCAAUGAGCUUCGCAGGGAUGCUGUGAUCGCAGUCAGACGUUUGGCAACAGCAGUGGAAGAGGCAACUGGUGCUUUUCAGCUAGGGCUUGAAAAAUUGCUUCAAAGGUUAAUUUCUAAUACCAAAAGUUAG